CCUCGCCCUCCGCCCCCGAGCUUGCACCGCGUAGGCCGCCCCUCCCUCCGCGCGCACUCCGCAACGACCCCCGGCCGGCCCCCCCCCCCGUUCGAAUUUAAAGGGGGCGCAGCAUUAACGUCCCCCGCCUCAGGUGACCUCUCAGGGGUCUCCCCGCCAGAGGUGCCCCGCCGCCAAGGAACAUGGCGAAGGUGGAGCAGGUCCUGAGCCUCGAGCCGCAGCACGAGCUCAAAUUCCGAGGUCCCUUCACUGAUGUUGUCACCACCAACCUAAAGCUUGGCAACCCAACAGACCGAAACGUGUGUUUCAAAGUGAAGACCACAGCACCACGUAGGUACUGCGUGAGGCCCAACAGUGGGAUCAUUGAUGCAGGGGCUGCGAUUAAUGUAUCUGUGAUGUUACAGCCUUUCGAUUAUGACCCCAAUGAGAAAAGUAAACACAAGUUUAUGGUUCAGUCUAUGUUUGCGCCAACUGACACUUCUGAUAUGGAAGCAGUAUGGAAGGAGGCAAAACCGGAAGACCUUAUGGAUUCAAAACUUAGAUGUGUGUUUGAAUUGCCAGCAGAAAAUGAUAAACCACAUGAUGUAGAAAUAAAUAAAAUUAUAUCCACAACUGCAUCAAAGACAGAAACAUCAACGGUGUCUAAAUCUCUGAGCUCUUCUUUGGAUGAUACUGAAGUUAAGAAGGUGAUGGAAGAAUGUAAGAGGCUGCAAGGUGAAGUCCAGAGGCUGCGGGAAGAGAACAGACAGUUCAAGGAAGAAGAUGGACUUCGGAUGAGGAAAACGGCGCAGAGCAACAGCCCCAUUCCUGCAUUGGCCACGGCAGGGAAGGAGGAGGGCCUCAGCACCCGGCUGCUCGCGCUGGUAGUCCUGUUCUUCAUCGUCGGUGUCAUCAUAGGGAAGAUCGCCUUGUAGAGGCAGCAUGUGGAGGGGGGUCGAUUGGAUUGAUGGAUCCGCCGUAUCAUGGGAUUUAAAUUUAUCAUAACCAUGUAUAAAAAGAAAUUAUGUAUGAUGACAUCUCACAGGUCUUGCCUUUUAAAUUACCCUUUCCUGCGCCUGCGAGUGCACCCAUACACAAAUGUAACACAAUGUAACAAUCUUUUAGAAAGAUACAAAUGCAUAAUACAUGAUGGGGAAAAGAAUGAUCUUUGUUAAUGAUAAGGGAAGCCAUGAUUAAGUGGUAAUGGCAUGUUGUAAAUGUCAUUUUAAACAUCCGUAGCCUCGGUCCAUGUCGCUGGUUACCUCUCUGAAAACACGACUCUCUUCCUUGCCUGGGUGCCGGCCUGGGAGCCAGAGCCCAGCGUGGUGGGAAUACCAUCCCUCCACAGUCAGCCCACGCUGCUCGCUCGCUCCCAGGCUUCUUGUCCGUGUGAUGCCCGGGCCAUCAGUUCCUUGGGACUGAUGAGCAGAGUCAGCCGCCGAGAAUUGUGCUGUGGCGGCAUGGGCAGGGUACGGGACACGGGUGGGCAUGGGCACCGAUUGGCCCAUACUUUGGAAGGAAAAGCCAGUGCUUUGUUCUCUUAAAGGGACCAAGCUAAAUUCCUGUUGGUUCACGUCGUGUGAUUGAACUGUAUUCGGAGAUGUUUAAUGCAUAUUUAACUUAUCUAAUGUAUUUCAUCUCAUGUUUUCUUGUCACAAGAUUAUAGUUAAUGCUGUGGCCUAAAAAUCACCUGUGCUACAUAAUGCCGCCGUUGAAGCUGGCAUUAUGGCCAGAGGGCUGUGGACUCUGCAUACGAAUAUACAGACGUGUGGUUCAUUUGAAUGUUGGAGAACAGCAGCCAGGAAGUAUUUUUCUGUGUAAAAAAUUAACAACUAUCAGAGGGAGGAAAAUUUGUAGUAGCAACAGUAAACUCGAUUGUACCCUUUUUAAUGGAGAAGAGCAGCCGAUCUUUUAUAUUGUUCUCUCACUGCCCACCCCUCAGCCAGCACUCACACUUCCAGCACAGGAACCCCAAGCCUGGUCGUGAUCUGACCUUACAGAUCCAGCUGGGGAUCAGGCAGUGAGUUAGGCAGCAGAGGGUUAGGCGAGGGAGUCAGCCGCCGGGGCAGGGAGGGUUGCGUGAGGGGCUCUGCAGGUAGUCCAUCUAGCACGUGGUAACUGAGAGUUUGACUGUGGAAUCAUUUUAUGCCGUAAAAGACCAACCCAAUUCUGUUUGACUAUGUAGCAUCUUAAAAAGAAAAAAAGUAAAAUAAAUCCCCAAAAUUCAGA
This is a messenger RNA of Myotis myotis, 2208 nucleotides long. RefSeq names its product VAMP associated protein B and C (gene VAPB). The transcript is spliced from 6 exons. The coding region runs from base 183 to 914 and encodes 243 amino acids. Gene Ontology annotation, molecular function: FFAT motif binding. Gene Ontology annotation, biological process: endoplasmic reticulum membrane organization. Lineage: Eukaryota; Metazoa; Chordata; Mammalia; Chiroptera; Vespertilionidae. The record is from RefSeq and is a predicted model, not a curated record. Gene Ontology annotation, cellular component: plasma membrane; endoplasmic reticulum membrane.